This is a messenger RNA of Plasmopara halstedii, 384 nucleotides long. Its product is annotated as RxLR-like protein. The record is from RefSeq and is a predicted model, not a curated record. The transcript has a single exon. The coding region runs from base 1 to 384 and encodes 127 amino acids. NCBI's taxonomy places the organism in Eukaryota, Oomycota, Peronosporomycetes, Peronosporales, Peronosporaceae.
AUGCGUCACCAACCGUUUAUUGUGACGUUGCUGAUUACUAUCACCCUGCACGCAAGCGGAAUUCCAUCCCUCGGUGCUAAUUUGGCGUCUUCUAGCGCUCCGUUGGAGCGUCCUCUGUCUAAACUGGUCGGUACAGUUGAUAAGAGGCAUCUGAAAACUGAGGACGCUGCCGAAUCAAUGGACACCGAGGAAAGAAUUCACUUUGAAACUGAAACAAAGGCUGUUGAGGGUUUGCUCGGUAAGACGGCAAACGCAAAUGGUAAAAAUGUUUUUCAUAGCGUUGUGACGUCUAUCGGUGCGGAUACCGAAAAAGUACAAGCAGCCGUAAAAAGCUUAGAUAAAAAUGGACAUUACACAGCUCCAAAAGAUCCUACAGCAACGUGA